Clonostachys rhizophaga is the source of this 1239-nucleotide messenger RNA. Lineage: Eukaryota; Fungi; Ascomycota; Sordariomycetes; Hypocreales; Bionectriaceae. The record is from the annotation of a GenBank genome assembly.
UGCCAGCAGUGCAAGCGGCGAAGGAUUAAGUGCGAUGAGAGUAAACCCAUUAGCGGCACCUGCUCCCAUUUAUCCCAACGUUGCAAUUAUGAUUCUUGUGGCUCACAGCUAGAAACUCGGGACUUGGAAGUGAGGAAGAGAGGUAGACCACGUAAAAAUUGGACCGUCGUGUCCGUUGAGCGCAGAACUACUUCUCCCUCCGAAGUCAAUACCACCACCGCCUUAUCAACGUCUAUGACUCUCGCACGCUCGUCAACAGAUUCGUCGACAUGGAACGUGGAAAGGCCCCUGCACCUACCAUGGGAUGCUGAAGACUUGGAGCUCUUCUUCCACUACCAGAAUGAAGUCUGUGCCGGCAUGGGGGGUCACGACCUACAGCUGUGGAACGACCGCAUCCCCCGUCUUGCAUUCCGUCGCCACGAAGUGCUGCAUCUGCUUCUCGCCGUGUCCGCCAUUCAUCUGUCGAGACAGGAGCCCUUACGACGCGGUCGGCUCGAGGAGCGCGCAGAGGUACACCUGGCCAUCGGGCUGCGUCGCACCACUGAUAUUCUGCCCAACCUAAGCGUUCAGAACUGCGCCGAGCUAUAUGUGGCUACCAUCCUGGUCUGCACCUGUACCUUCGCCAAGCGGCCGGGGCCCGACAACUUGCUCGUCGUCGCAGACGGUGGCGAGGUAUCUUGGUGGGAUCUCUUCAGGGGUGUCCGCAUCAUCGUGGAGACAAUCGCCAUGCAGGCAGUAUUCGCUGGUGAGCUGGGGCCGAUGUCGUCUGACACUCAAGGUGACCGGCAGGAUGGGCCUCCUUAUCCUCAUCACGGUUAUUCUAGUGUUAUACUAGAUCGAGAAGACGUCCUUGAUCGCUUGUCUGUCCCCAUCUCUGCCAUGGCUGAUGAAAGUGUCAGAGGCGCUUGUCAGAGUGCACUCUGCAUUAUGAAGUGGUGCUUCCAAGAAGCAUAUGGCACGACUAUGAGGCCGAAGACCACGGCUGACGCCAAGGUCAAUAUUAUAAUGGCAUGGCUCUACUGCCCAUCCGAGGAGUUUGUGACAAGUCUGAAAGAAAAGGAGCCGGCUUCUCUCGUUCUUUUAGCUCAUUUCGCUGUACUUCUCCGGACUCUUUCUACGGCUUGGUUUAUGGAAGGAUGGGCGCCUCAUAUUUUGCAGCGGGUAUGUGAGAUUCUCGCGCCAGCCUGGACUGAAUGGGUGAAAUGGCCCCCCCUUCAAAUCAAGGAUUUUAGCACAUUA